CUACUGACUGAGUGUGUGGGUGGGCCUGGGCUCAGUAGCACUGACUUGGUCACACGGGCAAGCCACUCCACGCUCCACUCCACUCCCGCCCGCACGAGAGCAGCAGCAGGAGCGGCGGCCUACUCACCGGCGCGGACGCCGGACGGAAAAUCGAUCCCGGCGCGGUCUGUCUGGACUGAUGGCAGAAGAGAAGAAACCACACCCGCAGCCACCACCGUCAUGGUCAGCCCUCCGGCUGGACCUAGCAGGAUUGGUGCUCAGCCUGCUCCCCGUGUACGCCGACUGCGCCUGCUUUGCCGCGGUGUGCCCGCAGUGGCGUGCCGCCGCGAGGCAGCUCCAGCUGCCACCGCUGCCGCUGCUGGCACUCCCCGACGGCACCUUCUACAGCCUCAUGUACGACAAGCCCUUCCACUUCCCUGGUUGUGGCUUCUCAGGGUACGAGAAUGUGUGUGGCAGCUGGCUCAUCUUCUCACGCGAUGACGGUUGCUUCAUGGUCAACCCCUUCUCCAGGGCCACCGUGACGCUCCCUGCUCUCUCAAGUGUACGACUCCGGCCUCCGAAUGCGUCUGCUAAAUCUAAAUGGGCAGAGGGCGGAAGCGUAGAAUCUGCUAACCUCUACAUCACAUGGAUGCGUAUCAAUGAAGCAGACAACCUGCGCAUAAGUAAGCUAAUCCUGUGCUCGCCAAAUCUCGUUGCUGCACUAGUUGGCAUUGGACCCAUCAGUCAGAUUCUAAUGUGCCAGCCAGGGGCCUUGUCGUGGUCAGUGCGUGCGUAUGAUCGGAUCGAGGAUUUCCAAGACAUGUCAUUCUACCAGGGCAAGCUGUACGCCAUUGCCAAGGACGAGAACCUCCUUGUGGUGAACAUCAGCCAGGACCAUAGCACCGGCGAUCCACAGGUUUCUCGGAUUGGACGAGUCAUCGAGGGUGAUUGUCCUACAUGGUAUGAUGCUGUAUUCGAGGACAACAGUUCGGCCUGCAAGAAGCUCUACCUGGUUGAAUCGCGUGGGAUGUUGCUGAUGGUACGCAGGACGAUUUGGUGUCAGUUUCCUGAACCUGGAGGGGACGGUAAAAUUAUGGGCGGACAGAAUGAGUUUGAGGUUUUUGAGGCUGACUUUGAGCAUUCACGGUGGGUCAAGGUGUCGACCGUGGGGGAUGACCAAGUGCUGUUUCUGGGGCGAAGGUGCUCGAGGUCCAUGUCCGUGUCGCAGUACGGGUUGCCGGGCGAUCGCAUCUUCUUCUUGGAUGAUGAUGAGGAUAAUCGCCUAGACUAUGCCUAUGAUGAGGAGAAGACUUCUUUCGGCGUCUAUUCCAUGAGAUUCCGCAGCAUCGGUUCCGGUGAUCCAAAUAUUUCCUGGAAGCGGUGCGCUGAGAUGUAUCUGGCAGCAUGGCUCUUCCCUCAGGACCGUUGAGAGGUUGUUAUACUGUUAGCCGCCCGUUAUCGCUAUGCAAGCUGCUCCCUGUAGGUUAUCUGACCAUGCUAUGGUUGUUGUUGUUGUAGUUCUGUGGUUAUUCUGCAAGCCGGGAAUGCGUUAGUAUAAAUUAUCUGAACUUGGUUACUCUGUGUAAGUGGAGUGCAUCAGUACCUGUAUGAACUUAUUGUGGUCGUCACUACUACUACUAUGGAAGCUAGCUGUUAUCUGCA
Molecule: messenger RNA, 1641 nt
Organism: Aegilops tauschii subsp. strangulata
Lineage: Eukaryota; Viridiplantae; Streptophyta; Magnoliopsida; Poales; Poaceae
Molecular function (GO): protein binding
Source: RefSeq, a predicted model, not a curated record